AUGACCACAGAUAUCACAUUUCUGCAGGUUGCCAGACGUUUGUUGUAGCAAUGAAAUGCGCGCGUGGCUAAUGUUCGGUGGAUAUAUUCCGAUUGGAUUUAUGGUCCAUCCGCAUUUGUCAAGGAAGCUCGAACGGCACGAUUCAGUGACGGCUCGGUGUUGGCAAUCAAUCACCUGCCUCUCCUUCGAACUUUUCCACUUUCUCUAGCUAGGUUGUUAAUCUAUGUAGCAAACAUUUCUAGCUUUUCGCUUAAUAAUGCAGGUAUGCAUUUAAGUAGCUAGAUCGUUUUGUAGCAUGCUUGAAAAUGCAUCUUGCUGAGUAAUCCACCAUGUUUUGGUUUGAUUGUUAGCUAGCUAACAUGAUACGUGUUAUUUAUCGAGCGGGCCUAGCAGAAGCAGGGAUUUGACUGCUUACCCUGUCCCGUCAGCUAGCUAGCUGUCUUUCUAGUGCGCUUGGCGUUCCAUAGAACACAUUGGGAAUAAUGAGCACCAACAUGUAUGCAAGUCGCAAGAGGAAAAAGCCCCAGAGAAGUGUGAAGCCACCUCCAGAAGGAGCCAAAUCAAACCCUUCCAAGAGGCACCGGGAACGCCUGAAUGGGGAGUUGGACAGGCUGGCCAGUCUGCUUCCUUACCCCCAGGAUGUCAUCUCCAAGCUGGACAAACUGACCAUCCUAAGGCUUUGUGUCAGCUACCUGCGUGCCAAGAGCUUUUUCAAUGUGACCCUAAAAUCCACAGCCUCCCAGCGCCCAGAGAGUAAUGUUCUGAAGAAGCAAGGCUCUGAACUUCAAGUUCCAGAGGGAGAGCUGUUACUACAGGUGUUGAAUGGCUUUGCUCUGGUCGUCACGGCUGGUGGCACAAUCUUCUAUGCAUCCUCCACCAUCCAGGACUACCUGGGCUUUCACCAGUCGGAUGUCGUCCAUCAGAGUGUUUAUGACGUCAUCCAUACGGAGGACCGAGCAGAGUUACAGAGACAGCUCCACUGGGCCCUCAACCCCACCCUCACCACUGACACUGGACAGCUGGUCUCAGAUUCAGCCUCGCCACAGACUGUCACAGUCUACAACCCAGAGGCACUCCCACCAGAGAAUUCCACCUUCCUGGAACGCAACUUUGUCUGCAGGUUAAGAUGUCUCCUGGAUAACUCCACUGGCUUCCUAGCCCUGAACAUCCAGGGGCGUCUAAAGUUCCUCCAUGGCCAGAGCGAGAGAACCAAGGAGGGCAAGGCCAUCCCCCCUCAGCUGGCCCUGUUCGCUCUGGCCUCGCCCCUACAGACCCCCACCAUCCUGGAGAUCCGCACCAAGAACUUCAUCUUCAAGACCAAGCACAAGCUGGACUUCACCCCCACUGCCUGCGAUGCCAAAGGGAAGAUGGUGCUGGGCUACACUGAGGCUGAGCUCUGCAACCGUGGCUCAGGAUACCAGUUCAUCCAUGCUGCUGACAUGCUGCACUGCGCUGAGAACCACAUGAGGAUGAUAAAGACCGGAGAGAGUGGGAUGACAGUGUUCAGGCUGCUGACCAAGCUGACAGGCUGGGUGUGGGUGCAGGCUAAUGCCAGACUGGUCUACAAGAACGGACGGCCUGAGUGUAUCAUCGCAUCCCAAAGAGUCCUCACGGAUGAAGAGGGAGAGGACACCCUAAGGAAGCGGAGCCUCCAGUUGCCUUUCAGUUACACCACUGGGGAGGCCCUUCUCUACGACACCAGCUUCCCCAAGACCCUGGUAACAGGGGACUCCUUAGCAUGCGACACCACCUGCCCUACAGAAAAUACCACCAACAACAACCAGGACGGAACCCUGGACCCUGACUCACUGCUGGGCUCUCUGCUGAAACAGGAGAAGUCCAUCUACUACUGCUCCCCUCAGACUCAGAACCAGCACCAACUCCAGGAGGAGGUGGCAGGGCUUCCACAGGGGGAGUGUGGGGGCAUCUUCUCCAGCAGCGGGCAGGAGGGCAGCAUCCUCUCUCUGUCGGAGACUGUCCUCUUCAAGCAGGAGCCCUUGGGGGUGGGGGGUGGCGGGGGGAUCGAUGGCUUCUCAUCAGAGGACAGAGACAGGGAUUUGUGGAGCUUCAUGAGGAACCUGGGCAACAGUAGGGAGGACCUGGAGCUGUUCCAGCAGGAUGAGUUGUUCCUCGAUGUGGAUCUGGACGCUGGCCGAGACGGCCUCCUCCCUGACCUGACAGACGAGAUUCUCUCCUACGUACAGGAGUCUCUGAGGAAGAGGUCAGACUGGGAUCAGACUGUAUUCUCCUGCAGGGGGGCUAAGUUAGGGGAUCAGGACUAUAGCUGCCCUACCACGCUGUUACAUCAACCAUCUAUGGAACAACCACUAGCCACGCAUCCACAUUCUACUACAGUUCUGUUACACCAACCAUCUAUGGAACAGCCACUGACCCCACAUCCACAUUCUACUACAGUUCUGUUACACCAACCAUCUGUGGAACAACCACUGACCCCACAUCCACAUUCUACUACAGUUCUGUUACACCAACCAUCUAUGGAACAGCCACUGACCCCACAUCCACAUUCUACUACAGUUCUGUUACACCAACCAUCUGUGGAACAACCACUGACCCCACAUCCACAUUCUACUACAGUUAUGUUACACCAACCAUCUGUGGAACAACCACUGACCCCACAUCCACAUUCUACUACAGUUCUGUUACACCAACCAUCUGUGGAACAACCACUGACCCCACAUCCACAUUCUACUACAGUUCUGUUACACCAACCAUCUAUGGAACAGCCACUGACCCCACAUCCACAUUCUACUACAGUUCUGUUACACCAACCAUCUGUGGAACAACCACUGACCCCACAUCCACAUUCUACUACAGUUCUGUUACACCAACCAUCUGUGGAACAACCACUGACCCCACAUCCACAUUCUACUACAGUUCUGUUACACCAACCAUCUGUGGAACAACCACUGACCCCACAUCCACAUUCUACUACAGUUAUGUUACACCAACCAUCUGUGGAACAACCACUGACCCCACAUCCACAUUCUACUACAGUUCUGUUACACCAACCAUCUAUGGAACAACCACUGACCCCACAUCCACAUUCUACUACAGUUCUGUUACACCAACCAUCUGUGGAACAACCACUGACCCCACAUCCACAUUCUACUACAGUUCUGUUACACCAACCAUCUAUGGAACAGCCACUGACCCCACAUCCACAUUCUACUACAGUUCUGUUACACCAACCAUCUAUGGAACAGCCACUGACCCCACAUCCACAUUCUACUACAGUUCUGUUACACCAACCAUCUAUGGAACAGCCACUGACUCCACAUUCUACUACAGUUCCUCAGUGGCCACCCCAGCUGCCUGUAGUCCAUCCUCUAUCAGUUCACCACUAUCAGCCUCCACCCCACUACCCACAACAGCCAAUACCACAGCAGUGUUUACACACACAGCCCCGCCCACAGGAAGCAUUGCAGGCAACACAGCAGCAGCACCGGCUGUCCCAACGUCCACAGCGGCAGCAACAGAACCAUCUAAAUGGACAGGUAUUGCCAAAGCAACAGCGGCAAAACAACCAGCUAUAUUCACAGUCACAGCCCUUCCAUCCACAGCAGCGACAGCAACAGCUGUGUAACAGACUGGAGCACAUGCAGGUGGAUGGGACUGGGACGGGUUCAAUGACAGAAAGACAAAAAGACAUCACCAAGCAGCAGCAGAAGAUUCCUCCGUUGUUCAACGUGGAGCAGCUAGGGGGGCUCCAGACUCACCGCAGCCACCCCCAACAUGGGCACCUCUGCCUGGGGGAAGCUUCCCUGGGCCUCCCCUACAGGAACCAGCUGAACAUUGUGUCUGUUAGCCGCUCCCUGGAGCUCUCCUCCUAUGUACCCACCACGGGCCUCCAGAGCCAGAGGGUGGACGGAGAGCUCCCGCCCCAGGAUUUGGAGGAGUUGCUGGGCAGCCUGGAGUCCACUGGUCCCCGGGGGAUAGAAGAUGGUAGGGGAGCGCACCAGUGGAGUGUGGUGGAGGCCCUGGGUGUGUUUCAGCAGCAGGGGCACCUCCCUGACGGCCAAGCCCAGUCUCAGGCCACCAGCACGGACUGGGCUCAGCACGCCUAUCCCCUGGCUGUGGGGUUCAGCCGGGUCAACAGAGCAGAGCGGCCAUUCACCGCACAGUUCCAGAACGGGAGCCUGCAGGAGGCUGGCCCAGACCCUGGCCCUGUACCCAACCCUGGGUCCUCUAGGGGGGCAGACCCUGGCCCUGUACCCAACCCUGGGUCCUCUAGGGGGGCAGACCCUGGCCCUGUACCCAACCCUGGGUCCUCUAGGGGGGCUGGCCCUGUACCCAACCCUGGGUCCUCUAGGGGGGCAGACCGUGGACAUUCAGCAGCGGGGCAGCCAACGCACCAGCCUCCCCCUCCCGCCGCUGAGAGCAGGCCCUACCCUGACCUCCCUCUGAGGAGAUUCAUGUGAGACUGAAGGCCCUCCUCCCUACUAGUGCACUAUAUAGAGGAUAGGGUACAAUUUGGGAUUCAAUCUUAAACAGGAGCCAGGGAAUGUCUGGGAGUAUGGAGGACUUGGACUGGAGAGGUGUGCCUCACUUCGUAGAGCAUGACACUUGCAACGCCAGGGUUGUGGGUUCGAUUCACACGGGGGACCAGUAUGAAAAUGUACUGCUGUAAGUCGCUCU
Molecule: messenger RNA, 4656 nt
Organism: Coregonus clupeaformis (lake whitefish)
Lineage: Eukaryota; Metazoa; Chordata; Actinopteri; Salmoniformes; Salmonidae
Product: aryl hydrocarbon receptor-like
Exons: 12
Coding region: 483-4439 (1318 amino acids)
Biological process (GO): regulation of transcription by RNA polymerase II
Cellular component (GO): aryl hydrocarbon receptor complex; nucleus
Molecular function (GO): nuclear receptor activity; protein dimerization activity; transcription cis-regulatory region binding
Source: RefSeq, a predicted model, not a curated record